GGCACGCCCUGCUCCUUCCGGCCAGCAGCCUCACCUCCCAGGCACCCACUCUGCGUCCAGCACCACCCUGGGGACCUCAGAUGGACAGUAUGGAAGCCAGCCUGGGGGUCUUUGGCCGCCGGCCCCGCACGGAACUCGAGGACGAGGACUACUACCCGCAGGGUAGCUGGGACACGGUCUUCCUGGUGGCCCUGCUGCUCCUGGGGCUGCCAGCCAAUGCUCUCAUGGCGUGGCUGGCGGGCUCGCAGGCCCGACAGGGAGCGGGCACGAGGCUGGCCCUGCUCCUGCUCAGCCUGGCUCUCUCUGACUUCUUGUUCCUGGCGGCGGCGGUCUUCCAGAUCCUGGAGAUCCAGCAUGGAGGGCACUGGCCGCUGGGGACGGCGGCCUGCCGCUUCUACUACUUCCUGUGGGGUGUGUCCUACUCCUCGGGCCUUUUCCUGCUGGCGGCCCUCAGCCUGGACCGGUGCCUGCUGGCACUGUGCCCGCGCUGGUACCCCGGGCGCCGCCCGGUCCGCCUGCCCCUCUGGGUCUGCGCCGGGGUCUGGGUGCUGGCCACGCUCUUCAGCGUGCCCUGGCUGGUCUUCCCCGAGGCCGUCGUGUGGUGGUACGACCUGGUCAUCUGCCUGGAUUUCUGGGACAGCGAGGAGCUGCCGCUGCGCAUGCUGGAGAUCCUGGGGGGCUUCCUGCCGUUCCUCCUGCUGCUCGUCUGCCACGUGCUCGCCCAGGCCGCCUCCUGCAAGACGUGCUGCCGCCGCCGCCAGCCGAGCCCCGCCUGCCGUGGCUUCGCCCGGGUGGCCAAGACCAUUUUGUCGGCCUACGUGGUCCUGCGGCUGCCCUACCAGCUGGCACAGCUGCUGUACCUGGCCUUCCUGUGGGACAUCUACCCUGGCUACCUGCUCUGGGAGGCGCUGGUCUACUCCGACUACCUGAUCCUCCUCAACAGCUGCCUCAGUCCCUUCCUCUGCCUCCUGGCCAGCGCCGACCUCCGGGCCCUGCUGCGCGCCGUGCUGUCCUCCUUCGCGGCAGCCCUCUGCGAGGAGCGGCCGGGCAGCUUCACGCCGGCCGAGCCGCAGACCCCGGCGGACUCUGCGGGGCAGACGGUGCCAGAGCCGGGUGCCGAGGCCGGGCCCCAGGCGAACCCCGCCACCCAGCCACAGGAGAACCCCACGGCCCAGCCACAGGACAACCCCACGGCCCGGCCACGAUUAGAUUCUAUGGCCCAGCCUCAGCUGAACUCCACGGCCCAGCCACAGGAGAACCCCACGGCCCAGCCACAGUCAGAUUCUGUGGCCCAGCCCCAGGCCAGCCCGGGGGCCCAGACCCCUGGACCUGCCGCCAGCCCAGCCCCCAGCCCCUGCGAUGAAGCUUCCUCUGCCCCAUCCCAGGAUCCCAGCCCAGAGGCCCCCGAGAACCCAGCCGCGCCAGCAGCCUCUGAGGGAGGGAGCCCCAGCAGUGGCCCCCCGGAGGAGGCUCCUGGAGCAGACCCCACGUGAGGGUCCGGGAGAGCCCAGGCCUGCCAGGUGGCCAGAGGGAGAUGGAGGAACCGGCCCGUCAGAGAGGAGGGCGCCGUGGAGGAAGUCAUCACGGAAAACCCCGCCGGGCCCUGGGGCCUGCAGGAGGACUCGGGGGAAGUGAGAACGGAGCGGCCGAAAGUCCCAGACAGUUCGUCGUGAGCGUCGUGUCCCUGUCUGGGUCCCACCAAG
Phyllostomus hastatus (greater spear-nosed bat) is the source of this 1703-nucleotide messenger RNA. It is a transcript of the gene GPR152, whose product is annotated as G protein-coupled receptor 152. Gene Ontology annotation, cellular component: membrane. The coding region runs from base 81 to 1493 and encodes 470 amino acids. The record is from RefSeq and is a predicted model, not a curated record. NCBI's taxonomy places the organism in Eukaryota, Metazoa, Chordata, Mammalia, Chiroptera, Phyllostomidae. The transcript has 3 exons. Gene Ontology annotation, biological process: G protein-coupled receptor signaling pathway. Gene Ontology annotation, molecular function: G protein-coupled receptor activity.